AUGCCUGUGUUAACUUUGCAGCGUUCCUACAAGUACAUCAUGUACGCAACCAAACAGCCAUCUCUUAGGAUAAAGCAAGCCGAUUUGAAGUGUAAAAGUGGAUGUGGGUUUUAUGGAAAUGCAGAUUGGGAUGGAUACUGUUCAAAAUGUUACCGAAACCACAUGGACCAUGUGCGACAAAGAAAAUCUCUUCAGAAUCAAACACCAGAGAAUUCAAAAACCCAAAUGUCUGGAUUUACGAAAUUCGAAGAAAAGAAGAGGCAGCAAACUGAUAAGAAAAAUAAAUACCUAAAGAGUUUACCAGUUUUCAGAAAAUCAUCUAAUGUUAAAGAUUCUGGUCGUCCUGAGAGAUACGCUGACAUCAUGCGUCAAUCCACCCCCGACACUGACAAACUCUUAGUAGAAUUCAUCUCGACGUACGGCGAAUGGGGUGAGCUCGUUAGGAAGGACUUACUGAAGUGUGCUCAAUCAAUAGUGACAGAGAUAUUUUGUGGAUUGGACACGAAACCAAUCGAAGAUUUGGCCGAGAUUGCACAGAAUUAUUAUAACAAAUACGACAACCGUUUGCUCACAAAUACGGUCUACCAGGUUGUCCCUAGUGAUGUUAAAGAUCAGCUGUUGGAUUUCUUUGAAAAAUACAGUAUGAUGAGUCUCUACAGAUUCCUUUUUUGUCCUCCUUUCACAAAUGAUGAGGAUAAAGAUCUCGCAAUCCAAGGACGAAUUCGAAAACUGAGUUGGGUCAACGCGCAUCACCUCGACUGUUGCAUUAGUGAAACAUCCAUUGAAGUCAGAGAUCUAGUUUAUUCUGCUAUCAAUGAUCUUUUGGGCAUGGACUCAAUGAAAACACCACAAGAAAAACUCACUUGUGUUGUAAAAUGCUGCCAAAGUGUUGUCAAAGUCCUCCAGCAUUGCCAAGGAGGUCCUGUGAGCGCCGAUGAAUUCUUACCUGCGUUGAUUUUCGUUGUCUUGAAAGCAAAUCCGGCCAGACUAAAGAGCAACAUUUUGUACGUGACGAGAUUUUGUAAUGAUACGAGGCUGAUGCAAGGAGAAGCUGGUUAUUAUUUUACAAAUUUGUGCUGUGCAGUAUCUUUCAUCGAGAACCUAACUGCAGAAUCCCUGAAUAUGCCUGCCCAAGAGUUUGAGGCAUACAUGUCCGGUGAACUGACUUGCGUCAGUGCUUGGGAAUCGGCUUUGGUGGCUUGCGAAGGGAUGCACCAACUUUGUGAGCAUCUUGCACUCCUCAAAGGGCUUUCAGAAAGGACAGAUACUGUCAAAGAUGACACACAAAAGCUGAUGGAAGAUAUGCAAAAGUUGAAGGAGGAAAUAACCGAAAAAGUUACCUCAGUCCUGGAGCGUACUCCACUCAUCAUAAAACCAAGAAAAACUUUGAUCCAGCUAACAAAAGAGAACGUAUCUUUAACAUCUGCUGUACUCAUACCACUGUCUACGAACGAAAAUAUCCCAACGGAUCACAAUAAUGAGCUGGAAGAUCAAAACCCCACACAAAACUACUACUUGCAAAACCUCUCGAUGGCGCAACUCAACCUCUUAGAUAGCACAAAAAAUAAACUGCAGUUGGAAUUGACACCUUGCAUAACAAUAGCUGACAGUACUAGUGCAGUACUACCUUCUCAGUCAACGGAAUUCUUGUCCUCGAUGGACAGAAGUAUCGAUAGCAUAACACCAGAUGACAGUAGCUAUGCGGGAUUGUCGAAAAUUAACUACGACAUCGAUUUCUCCGACCUGAGUGCUGAGAACAGCAUGGCCGAUGAACUGACCCCAGAAAAGCGGAAAUCACCAACGCCUAGUUUUUCAACACCUGAUCCUUUCAGCCCACUUGGGAGUUCCUGUUUAUUGAUGCAGAGUCCGCUGGUACCGUCUGCUGCGUUUCCACAACCGGAAGCUAAACCUUUGAAGAAAGACGAUUUCGUUCUGCCUUUCUUAGAGGAUAUGCCCGUUCCGGAAGAGAGGUUGCUAGAUAACAUCGAGGAAACAACUGCUAUAAGUUUACCUCCGCCCAUGAAGCCCACUGCUGCGGAGUAUACGGGUUUUUCUAAACAAGGGUCGAAAAUUCCUAGUAUUCCCUGUAGUACAGGAGAGUCCGGAUUCAUGUCAUUACCUUUUGAUUUACCGUCAUCAUCCAAAGAUGCUAUUAAUUGA
Phaedon cochleariae (mustard beetle) is the source of this 2160-nucleotide messenger RNA. The record is from the annotation of a GenBank genome assembly. Lineage: Eukaryota; Metazoa; Arthropoda; Insecta; Coleoptera; Chrysomelidae.